UUCAAAGAACCAACCAUGUACAGAAACUGUUCCACACCUAUGCCACGUAGAGGCAUUCAGAGUGUUGCAUACAGUAUGGUCCGUCCCGCUAAAGAUGUGGCAGCAUAAAGUGCAAGAACAAAGAAAUUUGCAUCCACAUUUAGAUACAUUCAAAAUGUUGUGUGGUGGAAAAAAAUCUUACUUUGCUGCUGCUGUGUGCAUUUUUACUCUAACCUCAAUGGUCACAAUUUCUUAUCUUAGGUUACAGAGACUUUCUCACCUGCCAAAAAUAAUUCAAGAAAGUAGCAGAUGUAGAGGUAAAAUUACCAAUAGCACGAUAACACCGUUAAAAGAUAACAGAACUUUUAUUAUCUCCCCCUACUUUGAUGACCGAGAAAGCAGAGUCACUCGUGUGAUUGGGAUUGUUCACCAUGAAGAUGUAAAACAACUAUACUGCUGGUUCUGCUGCCAGCCCAAUGGAAAGAUAUAUGUAUCAAAAGCAAAGAUUGAUGUUCACGCAGAUAGAUUUGGUUUCCCGUACGGUGCAGCUGAUAUAGUGUGUUUGGAACCCGAAAACUGUGAUCCAACACAUGUAUCAAUUAAUCAGUCUCCACAUGGAAAUAUUGACCAGCUGCCAAGGUUUGAAAUAAAAAACCGCAAGGCUGAGACCUUUUCUGUUGACUUCACUGUAUGCAUCUCUGCUAUGUUUGGAAAUUACAACAACGUUCUGCAGUUUAUACAGAGUGUGGAAAUGUACAAGAUUCUUGGGGUACAGAAAGUGGUGAUCUAUAAGAACAACUGCAGCCACCUGAUGGAGAAAGUCUUGAACUUUUAUAUGGAAGAAGGAACUGUAGAGAUAAUUCCCUGGCCAAUAAACUCACACCUCAAGGUUUCUUCUAAUUGGCACUUUUCUAUGGAUGCAAAAGACAUUGGCUACUAUGGACAAAUCACAGCUCUAAAUGACUGUGUAUACCGUAACAUGCAGAGGAGCAAGUUUGUGGUUCUUAAUGAUGCUGAUGAAAUAAUCCUUCCCCUUAAGCACCCAGACUGGAAAACAAUGAUGAACAGUCUUCAGGAGCAAAACCCAGGGACUGGCAUUUUCCUCUUUGAGAACCAUAUCUUCCCAGAAACUGUAUCUACUGACGAGUUCAACAUUUCAUCCUGGAAUACAGUGCCAGGUGUUAACAUACUACGGCAUGUUCACAGAGAGCCUGAUAGGAAAGAUGUAAUCAAUCCCAGGAAAAUGAUAAUUGAUCCACGAAAGGUGAUUCAAACCUCAGUCCACUCUGUCCUUCAUGCUUAUGGGAACAGUGUGAAUGUUCCCAUGGAUGUUGCUCUCAUUUAUCAUUGUCGGGUGCCCCUUCAAGGUAACCUUCCCAGAGAAUCUCUCAUCAGGGAUACAACGCUGUGGAGAUACAACUCAUCAUUAAUCAUGAAUGUUAAUAAGGUGCUGUAUCAAACCAUACUGUAAGCUUAAAAGUGAAACCUCAGUUAUGAGGAGGGAAAGUGGAGAGCUACCCAUAGCGUGGGACAGCAGAGGAUGUAAUUUAAUGAUCAUAGUGAAAUCACUUCCACAUGAAGUUUACGUCUUACAGAGACUUAGGAGAACAGCCUUUUCAUGUGCUGUACAAAGGUAAAUCCAUUUGAUUUGUGGACUGUUUGAUGCUACCUUGUAAUAGUCCAUAGUAACACUUAAGAGGUGGAUUCCUCAGGUAAAAUUGCUAUUGCAAUUUUGUAAGCUGGGAGAGAUAGAAGACAGCUCUUUUAGAUGCUUGUAACUUUGAAAGAUCAUUACUCAAGGCUUAGGAAGUGACCAUACCGACAUUAGAAAUUUAAUGUACCGAUUUCCAGCUUUCUCACUUUUUCUUUUCCCAUCUUCAUAUAUGUUUUAUCUAGUACAAUGAAUCUGUAAACUACUCGAAGAAGGAAUUAAUUUGGUUUUGGUUAUUUGUGUCUCUGAAGUACUUGGUGGAUAAAAAAAAAUACAGCUGUGCUUAGUGGUGCAUAUUAAAAGAUGGCUUGGGACAGCAUAUCCAAGAUGAAGACCUGCAUUGGCAUGAACACUGUAAUUCAUUAUUAUCAGGGAUGCAGGAUAAGAGAACACACCAGCUGUAGCACUGGAACUGUCACUUUUUAGUUAUUUCUUAAGGGAAAGGGGAAUUUGUAGCAGAGCCAUGAGUCAUUUAAUGAUAUAAAGGAUCAAUAUAGAUGGUAUUACCUCUUCUGGAAAAUGUAAAAUGAGUUUGUUUUCAAUUUAAAAAAAUAAAGCAGUAUUUCUCAACUGAUUCAAAUAAUGCAAAAGUCUAUAGACAGUUUUCAACUUAUGUACAAAAAAAUAAAACUACUGUCAUUUGUAUUAAAGGUAACAUUGCUUAA
This is a messenger RNA of Apus apus (common swift), 2355 nucleotides long. RefSeq lists its product as uncharacterized. The record is from RefSeq and is a predicted model, not a curated record. The transcript has 3 exons. Lineage: Eukaryota; Metazoa; Chordata; Aves; Apodiformes; Apodidae. The coding region runs from base 95 to 1450 and encodes 451 amino acids.